Lycium barbarum (goji berry) is the source of this 1109-nucleotide messenger RNA. Its product is annotated as eukaryotic translation initiation factor 4E-2. Gene Ontology annotation, biological process: translational initiation. The transcript has 5 exons. Gene Ontology annotation, molecular function: translation initiation factor activity; RNA 7-methylguanosine cap binding. Gene Ontology annotation, cellular component: cytoplasm; eukaryotic translation initiation factor 4F complex. The record is from RefSeq and is a predicted model, not a curated record. NCBI's taxonomy places the organism in Eukaryota, Viridiplantae, Streptophyta, Magnoliopsida, Solanales, Solanaceae. Bases 168 to 785 code for a protein of 205 amino acids.
AUUUGAAGGGCAACCGUGCAACUUCUUUGGUGAUUUUCGCCAACUUGUUAAGCAAAGAGUUACAGAGCAUAUUUGCAGUCCAGUCCAACAAACAAACCGACUGUCCCUCAAUACAUAGAGAAUACAAGUUCAGUUCACGUUUUCAUUCAACUGAAAUCACACCAAAAAUGGGCGAUGAACUAAAGAAAACGACGACGUCAGAGGAAGGAGAGAUGGUGGAUGAUACGACGUUAGGGAAAGAAAUCGCAAUGAAAUACCCACUCGAACAUGCUUGGACAUUUUGGUUCGAUAAUCCUUCAGGGAAAUCCAAACAGGCUGCUUGGGGUAGUUCCAUUCGCCCCAUUUACACCUUCUCCACUGCUGAAGAUUUUUGGAGUGUGUACAACAACAUCCACCACCCAAGCAAGUUGGCCGUGGGUGCAGACUUUCAUUGUUUUAAAAAUAAAAUCGAGCCAAAGUGGGAGGAUCCUGUAUGUGCCAAUGGAGGAAAGUGGACGAUGAGCUUUUCUAGGGGUAAAUCUGAUACCUGCUGGCUGUAUACGCUCCUGGCACUGAUUGGAGAGCAAUUUGAUUAUGGAGAUGAAAUUUGUGGAGCGGUUGUUAAUGUUCGAGUUAGACAAGAAAAAAUAGCUCUGUGGACCAGGAAUGCUGCCAAUGAAACAGCUCAGGUGAGUAUUGGUAAACAGUGGAAGGAGUUUCUGGAUUACAAUGACACAAUUGGCUUUAUAUUUCAUGAUGAUGCAAAGAAGCUUGACAGAGCUGCCAAGAAUCGUUAUUCCGUGUAGUUCUAUCGUUGUAACAGGGACUGCAAUCAAUACAAUCACGCUGCAAGUAUUCUUGUACUACUGAAGAAUCAGCAGUCACUUGCGGCUGCGUGUUUUACCUCUUGCAUUGGCGUUGAUAAUUUUCCUAUAAGGAAUUUGUUCGGUUUUGAUGCUUUUUGAUGACUUAAUUGGCCGUAUAUGACUUGUAUUAGUACCGAUGUGAUAGAGCAUUUGUUGCUACAUCUGCGAAAUUGGCAGCAGUUAGCAUGUUAUGCAUGUUUUUUGCUUUCGUUCCAAUUCAACUUGCUCUUUGAAGAUAAAAAAAAAGUUUCGUGGGGCGGCCUA